AUGCCCGUCGGAGGAAGGAAUAACCGUCGCGAUGUUAAACAUCUUUCAAAGAAUCGUUUCUCAAAAUUGGACUCGGACAUUGUUAGCUCAUAUGUAGAUGAUGAAGAAGAAGAAAGGCCGCGGAGGCCAGCAGGCACUGUAAGUCGUGUCAUCAAUAUGUUGGCUGGACGUGUCAUGCAUGGUCAAGGUGGCAGUCGUCGCGGCAAAAAGGAUGAGCAGGCGUUACGGAGCGCCGGAGGUGUUUCUCGCCACGCCGAGAUGGUCUACAAAAUAAGAAUCCCGUUUGGUCGGAAGUUCACCGUACCAUGGAUAAUGAAACAACUACAUCAGCAAAUUGAAGACAUCAAGCCACUUCUAGUUACUGUCACACCACGAGGCGACGUUGAAUUUUUCUUGAAGAGUGAAGAUUCCGCAGAAGCUUGCAGAGCUAUAUCACGUCGUAUUGUACACAGAGUAACUGGCGAUCGUAUGACUAUUGUUGUUGACAAAGUCGUAGCUCCAUGGACCCGAUUGAGUAAAGAAGAAACUACCGUAAUACAGAUGGUUGUCGACAGUCGUUAUAAUCAUGACACCCGGUCACUCGAUCUCAGCGAAUUUGCCCUAGAUCCAAAGUUCAAAGAACGUGAUUUACAUAUGAUGCUGAACAAGAACAAUGUCAUGCUAACAGUUGUUGACAGAAUUGAUGAGAGAUUCGGUUCCAUCACGGCACUCAGCUUACAGGGCAAUCGAUUAAGAUUUCUGGAUUACGCUGCCGUUUUGACGAGUGUUACUAAGUUCCUGAAAGUGUUAGAUUUGUCGAAUAACCAGAUUGACAAAAUUAGUGAGUUGGAGAAGCUGAAAGGCCUGCCUGUCGAGACGUUAUUCUUCGAGGGAAAUCCACUUGUCGAACAACUAACGACAGCUUCCGGCUACCUCAGCGCCGUUCAUCAAGUAUUCCCGAAAGUAUGUGUUUUGGACGGUGCUCCUGUGCAACCAGCAGCAGUUCAUGUGCAGUCACUAGAUGACGACGAAAUAACAACGGAACCUCCGUGUAGGCCGGGAUUCUACGGAAGCGAUGCCCUUCGAGUGUUGGUUGAACGCUUUCUCGUUGAGUACUUCAAGCUGUAUGAUGGCGAAGAUGGAGCGAUCACAAGGAAAAGUCUCGUGCAGGCUUACGAUGCGGAUAAUUCUUCGUUUACGGUAACAAUCGCAAAUCUUAAGGACGAAGGACCUAUGCGUUACCCUGACGAUGCGUGCUAUAAUCUAUACAUCCGUGCAUCUCAUAACGUUCUUUGUGAAGAUCGAUGGUCGCGAAAUCGUGGCAGUCGAACAUACCGAGGAGCGAUGGAUAUUGCUGUGGCCCUUUCCAAGUUACCCAUCACAAAUCACUACACUGAAUCCUUCAUCGUGGAUACGCAUUUGAUAUCUGAGGAACUACUGGCGUUCUCAGUCCAGGGACUAUUCGAAGAUGGAAAGUUUGCGAAGCCCGGAGAAGUACCCCAACUAAACUACUUCACGCGAUCAUUCGUGGUAUCUCCUCGUGAGAAUGAAUCUAUAGCUGUAAUAUCCGACAUGCUAUUUGUCAGUGGAAUCACUUCGUCACGAAUGGCGCGUUAUAAAUUAAUGUUGAACAAGGCGGCAUCAGCGGGACCUGCACCUCCUCUUCCACCUCCCCAAGCCAACCCAGUCGUUCAAGCAGCUGAGUCAAUAAGUGGCCUACAGAUGUCUGGUCAUCCGUCACCGGAGAUUAAACGACAAAUGAUAGAACAAUUUUGCAAAGACAGCGGAAUGAUACCAUCCUUUUCGGAGAAGUGUUUGAUAGAAUACGACUGGAACUAUGAGGCCGCUGGACAAGGUUUCCUAAGUAUGAAGGACAAAAUCCCAAAAGAAGCUUUUGCAUCCGUUUGA
This is a messenger RNA of Cooperia oncophora, 1887 nucleotides long. The record is from the annotation of a GenBank genome assembly. NCBI's taxonomy places the organism in Eukaryota, Metazoa, Nematoda, Chromadorea, Rhabditida, Trichostrongylidae.